AUGUGUGUUCCUCUGCUGCUACUUGUGAUGUUGCUGGCUGCUCUCUCCACACGUUCACUCGCGCGCGUUGAGCGUGGUCGUGGUCGUGGUCGUGGUCGUGCUCGAAGGCUGGACAAUGAAGUAUGCUUGCGAAGAAUGUGUCCAACCUGCUUGCGCCGCGCAUCCCACAGUCGCAGAUCUGGCUCCUCUGUGGUCUUUGAGUGA
Molecule: messenger RNA, 204 nt
Organism: Fulvia fulva
Lineage: Eukaryota; Fungi; Ascomycota; Dothideomycetes; Mycosphaerellales; Mycosphaerellaceae
Exons: 1
Coding region: 1-204 (67 amino acids)
Source: RefSeq, a predicted model, not a curated record